Molecule: messenger RNA, 1599 nt
Organism: Iphiclides podalirius (scarce swallowtail)
Lineage: Eukaryota; Metazoa; Arthropoda; Insecta; Lepidoptera; Papilionidae
Source: the annotation of a GenBank genome assembly
AUGAAGCUUUGUAUAACUACGCCAGUAUUCUUACUUGUGAUUUGUUAUGGCCUCGAUGUAGAAGGUAGUGCGCAGUACACCCUUCACGAGGGUUUGGCGAGUUUCAUUUCGAACAAGCCGAACAUAGUUUUGCUGGAACACGAGGAUCGCUACCGCCGUGAUACCGCGGCGGUGGCGCCGCCCCCCGACCCUCCGACGCCGGUAGCAUCGACCUCCAACGCAUCGCACAACCAGGCCUCGACCAACACGACGGAUGACAGCAAUAGGACCACAAACGUAACAGCCCAAAGCUCCACACCCGUUGCCACGGUUACCAAGACACCGCUGUUAACGGAAAACACGCCCAAAGUAAGCGAGCCUCUGCUACCGGACGACAACAUAUCGGACGUGUUCAGGGAGACCCCGGAAAUAAUCAAAGCUGAACAUAAUUUGACCACAUUGAAAUACGACAACCACAUGUUCUACAACAGCUCGUUCAUCGGUAACGAAACAUACGUGAGGGAAUAUUGGGCGAAUAUCACAGAGCCCAAGGCGGAAGUGCACGACGUACUGAGCAACUCGCAUCGGCGCGCAACGACGCUGAAGCUGAGCUUCGACUUCCCGUUCUACGGCCACAACAUCAGGAACAUCACCGUGGCUACCGGCGGGUUCAUCUACACCGGGGAGCAUGUGCACAACUGGCUCGCCGCCACCCAGUACAUAGCGCCGCUGAUGGCCAACUUCGACACCACGCUCACCAACGACAGCCUGGUGAAGCAGUACGACGACGGCACAAAGUUCACCGUGAUCUGGGAGAACGUGACACUGCAAGAGGAUCCCACCAAGAAGUUCACGUUCGCCGCCACCCUGCACAAGUCCGGUGACAUAUACUUCACGUACAAGGACAUCCCGAUAGCGGUGCAGCAGAUCAACGACAAGGAGCACCCGGUCAAAGUGGGCAUCAGCGACGCUUACUUGAAGGACAAGUACCUUUUCAACGUCAGACACAAGACGAUCUACGAGUACCACCGCGUGUCCUUCAAGAACCACGAGAUAACUAAUAACACAAUACUGAAGCUGACAGCGUUGCCCACCUGUAUACAGUACAACUCCUGUGACACAUGUACUAACCACAACACCGGCUUCCAGUGCCAAUGGUGUGAGCAGAUCCAGAAAUGUUCGAGUGGCACCGACAGGAUCAAACAAGACUGGAUGGUCCGAAACUGCGACAAGUCGGCGAUCACGAACUCCUCCUCGUGCCCAGCACAUGUUCCCGUCAACGCGCCCGCAGAGAACAGCAACACCGCCUACACAACCGACGGCCAGAACAGCUCCGCCGUAGUGGUCAGCACUGUGCACACGGAGGCGGGGGCGGAGGCGAAGGCGCCGCUGGGCAGGGGCACCGCCGCGCCCUCUACAGUACCGGGUGCUCGCUCGCCGGUUGGCGGCGCGGUGGCCGCCUUCGUCCUCGUAGCGAUCGCCUGCUGCUUCGGCGCAUGGGUCUUUUACGCCUUCAAGAACCCGCACACGCGCAGCGGCCAGUUCAUCAUCAAGUACCGACCUUCCCAAUGGGGAUGGAGACGCGGUGAGGCGCGCUACACCGCAGCCACCAUCCACAUG